This is a messenger RNA of Sorex araneus (European shrew), 3819 nucleotides long. It is a transcript of the gene HNRNPU, whose product is annotated as heterogeneous nuclear ribonucleoprotein U. The transcript is spliced from 14 exons. Gene Ontology annotation, molecular function: TFIIH-class transcription factor complex binding; snRNA binding; pre-mRNA binding. Bases 296 to 2767 code for a protein of 823 amino acids. Gene Ontology annotation, cellular component: inactive sex chromosome; nuclear chromosome; nuclear speck. Gene Ontology annotation, biological process: RNA localization to chromatin; regulation of mitotic spindle assembly; regulation of alternative mRNA splicing, via spliceosome. The record is from RefSeq and is a predicted model, not a curated record. NCBI's taxonomy places the organism in Eukaryota, Metazoa, Chordata, Mammalia, Eulipotyphla, Soricidae.
CGCGGCGCGUCCGUCAGCGCAGGGGGCGGGGCGGAUAUAUUACGUGCGCGGCGCCGCCCCUGCGAGAGGACGUUGCGUGCUCGCUCGCGCCAGGCGAGUCUCCGCGUCUCCCUCGCGAACUCGGUGAAAGGAAUUGGCGCCGUUUGACACCAGGCGGGUCCGCUCUGCAGCACGAACCCACCUCCAGCCGCAGCCGCCGCCCGGGCCGAGGAGCAGCCGCAGCAGCCGCCAUCCGUGGCCGAGCGAGCGGAGCCGAGUCAGAGCCAGCGCCUAGCGGUGAAUCGGGGCCCUCACCAUGAGUUCCUCGCCUGUUAAUGUAAAAAAGCUGAAGGUGUCGGAGCUGAAAGAGGAGCUCAAGAAACGGCGCCUCUCGGACAAGGGCCUCAAGGCCGACCUCAUGGAGCGACUCCAGGCCGCGCUGGACGAGGAGGAGGCCGGCGGCCGCCCCGCUAUGGAGCCCGGGAACGGCAGCCUUGACCUGGGCGGAGAUUCCGCCGGGCGCUCGGGAGCGGGCCUGGAGCAGGAGGCCGCGGCCGGCGGCGACGAGGAGGAGGAGGAGGAGGAAGAGGAGGAGGAAGGGAUCGCCGCCCUGGAUGGCGACCAGAUGGAGCUAGGGGAAGAGAACGGGGCCGCGGGGGCGGCGGACGCGGGCCCGAUGGAGGAGGAGGAGGCCGCCUCGGAAGACGAGAACGGCGACGACCAGGGCUUCCAGGAGGGCGAAGACGAGCUCGGCGACGAGGAGGAAGGCGCGGGAGACGAGAACGGCCACGGGGAGCAGCAGUCUCAACCGCCGGCGGCGCCACAGCAACAGCCCCAGCAGCAGCGCGGGGCGGCCAAGGAGGCCGCGGGCAAGAGCAGCGGCCCCACCUCGCUGUUCGCGGUGACGGUGGCGCCGCCCGGGGCGAGGCAGGGCCAGCAGCAGGCGGGAGGUAAGAAGAAGGCGGAAGGCAGCGGAGGCGGCGGUCGCCCCGGGGCUCCGGCGGCGGGAGACGGCAAAACGGAACAGAAAGGCGGAGAUAAAAAGAGAGGUGUUAAGAGACCCCGAGAAGAUCAUGGCCGUGGUUAUUUUGAGUACAUUGAAGAGAACAAGUAUAGCAGAGCCAAAUCUCCUCAGCCACCUGUUGAAGAAGAAGACGAACACUUCGACGACACAGUGGUUUGUCUUGAUACUUAUAAUUGCGAUCUACAUUUUAAAAUAUCAAGAGAUCGUCUCAGUGCAUCUUCCCUUACUAUGGAAAGUUUUGCUUUUCUUUGGGCUGGAGGAAGGGCAUCUUAUGGUGUGUCAAAAGGCAAAGUCUGUUUUGAGAUGAAGGUUACUGAGAAGAUACCUGUAAGGCAUUUAUAUACAAAAGAUAUCGACAUACAUGAAGUACGGAUUGGUUGGUCACUAACCACAAGUGGAAUGUUGCUUGGUGAAGAAGAAUUUUCUUACGGGUAUUCUUUAAAAGGAAUUAAAACAUGCAACUGUGAGACUGAAGAUUACGGAGAGAAGUUUGAUGAAAACGAUGUGAUUACAUGUUUUGCUAAUUUUGAAAAUGAUGAAGUAGAACUCUCUUACGCCAAGAAUGGACAAGAUCUUGGCAUUGCCUUCAAAAUUAGUAAGGAAGUUCUUGCUGGACGGCCACUGUUUCCACAUGUUCUUUGCCAUAACUGCGCAGUUGAAUUUAAUUUUGGUCAGAAGGAAAAGCCAUAUUUCCCAAUUCCUGAAGAUUAUACUUUUAUCCAGAAUGUUCCCUUAGAAGAUCGAGUUAGAGGACCAAAGGGGCCUGACGAGAAGAAAGAUUGUGAAGUUGUCAUGAUGAUUGGCUUGCCAGGAGCUGGAAAAACUACUUGGGUUACUAAACAUGCAGCAGAAAAUCCUGGUAAAUACAACAUUCUUGGAACAAAUACCAUAAUGGAUAAAAUGAUGGUGGCAGGUUUUAAGAAGCAAAUGGCAGAUACUGGAAAACUGAACACACUCUUGCAGAGAGCUCCGCAGUGUCUUGGAAAGUUUAUUGAGAUUGCUGCCCGUAAAAAGCGAAACUUUAUUUUGGAUCAGACAAAUGUGUCUGCUGCUGCCCAGAGAAGAAAAAUGUGCCUGUUUGCAGGCUUUCAGCGAAAAGCUGUUGUAGUUUGUCCUAAAGAUGAAGACUAUAAGCAGAGAACACAGAAAAAAGCAGAAGUCGAGGGAAAAGACCUACCAGAACAUGCAGUCCUCAAAAUGAAAGGAAACUUUACGCUGCCAGAGGUAGCUGAAUGUUUUGAUGAAAUAACAUAUGUUGAACUUCAGAAGGAGGAAGCCCAAAAGCUUCUGGAGCAAUACAAGGAAGAAAGCAAGAAGGCUCUUCCUCCAGAAAAGAAACAGAAUACUGGUUCUAAGAAGAGCAAUAAAAAUAAGAGUGGCAAGAACCAGUUUAACAGAGGAGGUGGCCAUAGAGGACGUGGUGGAUUCAAUAUGCGUGGUGGAAAUUUCAGAGGAGGAGCUCCUGGUAAUCGUGGAGGAUAUAACAGGAGGGGCAAUAUGCCACAGAGAGGUGGUGGUGGAAGUGGUGGAAUUGGCUAUCCAUAUCCUCGAGGACCUGUUUUCCCCAGCCGAGGUGGUUACUCAAACAGAGGGAACUACAACAGAGGUGGAAUGCCCAACAGAGGGAAUUACAACCAGAAUUUCAGAGGACGAGGAAACAAUCGUGGCUACAAAAAUCAAUCUCAGGGUUACAACCAGUGGCAGCAGGGUCAAUUCUGGGGUCAGAAGCCAUGGAGUCAGCAUUAUCACCAAGGAUAUUAUUGAAUACCCAAAUAAAACGAACUGAUACAUAUUUCUCCAAAACCUUCACAAGAAGUCGACUGUUUUCUUUAGUAGGCUAACUUUUUAAACAUUCCACAAGAGGAAGUGCCUGCGGGUUCCUUUUUUAGAAGCUUUGUGGGUUGAUUUUUUUUUCUUUUCUUUUUUGUACAUUUUUAAUUGCAGUUUUAAAGUGAAUCGUAAGAGAACCUCAGCAUUGUGCACGAUAAGAGAAUGUGUCAGUAUUUCAGGGUUCUACAUUUUAUCUGUAAAAUGUGACUUUUUUUUUUAUCACAACAAAAGUAAAAUGUUGCUUUGUACCUGGUGUCUUUUAUUAAGAAUUUACUCCCCCAUUCUCAGAGAUAACAGUCGGGAGUCAUUGUCACAAUAUAAUAGAAAUGUUAGCAACCAGAUUCAUGUCAGGACCAAGUGGUCCUCAUGAAUCGUGUUAAGACUCUGUACUGCUCAUAUUACACUCCAUCCUCUCUGUAGUUCGCUGAGUAGUGGAGGGGGUAAGCUAAAUAGUUUUUGAUGAUAACCGGGAAGGACUUUUCUUUUAAACUAGCAAUGGAAUUGGCAUAUUGGGGAUGAAGAUAAAAAUUGGAACCAAGAUAGAGAAGAUGGAGUGUAUGUAGAAGGGCUGUUAAAAAUGUAAAACUUGGUUGCAUUAUUUGUGGAGGCUCAAACUUGUGAAGGUUAAUACCAUAAUUUUUUCAUUUGUUCUGCAUUUUGAUUCUGAAAAGAAAGCUGGCUUUGCCCAUUUCUUAUUAAAAAAAACUUGUUGUAAAUCCAGUUGUCUAAUGGGAUCUAUAUGAAGUUAGCUAUGUCUGUAUUCCCUUCUCCCACAAAAUACUGUAUAACUAGUGUGCUUGUAGUAGUUAACUCCACCAUCUUUGUAAGCUAAUGAAAUUGUGAGUCACCCAUUUAUAUCUUAAUUUUUAAUCAUGUCAGUUCUUGAAUGGGUAUCUCCUUAGCCUGCUGAUUUCUUUUUCUUUCUAAAGAAAGUGGGUGGAGAAAUUAAUUUAGACGUUUGUUUGCAAUAAAAAGAAUUCAUUUUA